CACAGAUCUUUGUCAUCCCCAGAAAACAGCAGCUUGGGCAAAGCAGCAUUUCGCAGCUUGAGCUUGACGCGGCUUCCUGUGUGGUGUGCAGUUUGUCAGUUUGAUCAGGAGGAGUGCAGACUGACAGCUUCUGCUUUUCCACUUGCACUCUAACAAGACAAAGCAGACCCAGUGACUGAAAAUGUCGAACCCAGUGAUCACCCAUCAACCAGGUGCGGGCGGCUAUGGGACCAAUGUCCAGACAGGAGACUGGAGCACAGGCCUGUGUUCCUGCUGCAGUGACCUGUUAGUCUGUGCUCUUGGAUGUGUCUGUCCAAUGGCACUGAGCUGCUACACAGCAAAUAAGUAUGGAGAAAACUGCUGUUUGGGUUUUGUGCCAGGAGGCCUGACAGCCAUGAGGACACAUAUGAGGCUGACCUAUGGUAUUCAGGGAACCGUAUGCAACGAUGCCUUGAUGACCUUCUUCUGUGGACUUUGUGAAGUGUGCAGGAUGGCAAGAGAAAUCCGCAUAAGAAAUGGAGAGGUGUCGCCAUAACCAGCCCAGCCUACAGAGAACUGAUACCGAUAUGUAGCCCCUGUUUCUGUGACUUUCACACUGCAGUAAUGAAUUUGAAAUACGCAAUCCAUUAGCUGGGUCCAUGUAACCCUGUGAAAAAUAUCUGCCAAAUUUGCAUUAGUGUAAAUAAAUUUCAUUUAAUUUCA
This is a messenger RNA of Betta splendens (Siamese fighting fish), 702 nucleotides long. RefSeq names its product cornifelin-like. Gene Ontology annotation, cellular component: cornified envelope. The record is from RefSeq and is a predicted model, not a curated record. The coding region runs from base 182 to 535 and encodes 117 amino acids. The transcript is spliced from 4 exons. NCBI's taxonomy places the organism in Eukaryota, Metazoa, Chordata, Actinopteri, Anabantiformes, Osphronemidae.